Triticum urartu is the source of this 4647-nucleotide messenger RNA. The record is from RefSeq and is a predicted model, not a curated record. Lineage: Eukaryota; Viridiplantae; Streptophyta; Magnoliopsida; Poales; Poaceae.
AUGGCUGUGGAGCUGAAAAAUGCUGCCAACCGGUAUGAGCUCCUUGAAAAAGAGAAUCGGGCUAAUUCGGCUGACCUGAAGAAGGCCCUUGAUGCGGCCAAAGGGACGCGUUCCGAAAUUUGCGAUGUGCGGGAGGAGAUUCGACAGGCCGGAGAGAUCGCGGCUGGAAACCCCUAUUUGUUGCGGAUGAAGUUCUUAGAUCCCAAGUAUGCUCCUCUGGAUCGGCGAUGGAGCCCUGCAGACGCGUAUGCGGAUCUGGCGAAGAGUACGGCUGAUGCAGCCAAGUUUUUCGAGGAUCAAAAAGAUGAUGAAGUGGAAAAGCUGUUCUGGUCGCAAUUUAGUGCUCCAACGCGCCCGUUGCCAUUGAGCGAGAGGAUGGCUGCUGUGGCCGAGCUCCAUAGGUUGUCCGGUCUUGCAAUGAGUUCUGUAAUAGACCAUCUAUGGCUGAAGGGGCCGAAGCCGGAGAGUUAUUUUGGUUUAGUGCAACAAUUGCUUGGUGCCGUGUCGCGAAUCGAUGCCAUGAAAAGGUCGGCAUGCAUAGAGGGCGCACGAAUGGCUCUUGCCCGCGUUAAGUCAUACUGGAAAGAUAUGGAGGCCACCAUCAUUGCGACCCAGAAUCCGGCGGGAAGCCAGGAUCUGGCCGAGCACUACUUGGAGCAGCGCCGCCCCCAAAUCGACGCCCAAAUCCUUCGUGCCCUCCACCAGAUCGCCGCCGCCGCCGCCCCCGCCCGCCACCAGACCACUGCCGCCGCCGCCGCCCCCAGCCAUCCCACCGCCGCCGCCGCCCCCAGCCAUCACACCGCCGCCGACCUCCCUCCAUCCCGAGCAGUACCGCCGUCGCCCUCCACGCCGAGCCGUGCUGCAGUCGCCCUCCACGCCGAGCCGAGCUGCAGUCGCCCUCCAUGCCGAGCCGUGCUGCUGUCGCCCUCCACCGCUCCAGAGCGGCGCCGCCGAGCACCCAAUCGACCACAGCCGCCAGCCACUUCUGAGCGGCGCCCCCAAUCACUCCAGGUCGGGGCCCGUCGGCCGACCUCCACCCAGACCAUUUCCGUCGUCGGCAACGGAAAGGGCAAGAGGAAGCAGUGCCUUCCCAAAGCGGCAUCGUGCUACUCUUCUCCGCGGCCGUUCACGCUGGCGAGCAUGGGAGGACUCCCGACCACGGCUUCCUCCCCGCUGACGGCGAGCACGGUGCCUCUCCACUUAGAUCCGUGCCGGUGGAAACCCGAUGCAGUUGCAAGUACGAAGCCAGAUUUCCCCUCCCUCCUACAUCCCCCAUCCACCGAGUUAGUAAUUCUUCCGUAUUGCUGUUUUUUUUUCUUUUGCUGCCAAAUUGAUGGAGGUGCUAUUAGUGAAAGGAUUGGAGACUGGUUCCAGCAGCGGUAGAUUUUUUGAGAAAUUCCAAGUGCUCGUGAUUUGCAAAGGGUUUCAGCCAAGUUAGUGUACGUGUACUCUCCUAUGAUUAGUAAAAUUUCAUGUGCCUGUAUGCACCCUUUUUAGGUACAUGGAUCCAUCUUUUUUUAUUCAGUUUCAAACACAUUGCACAACUGAAGACAUUUGUUAUAUAGCUCGAGACAGUUUACUCACUAUGGCUGACUGUUAUUCCAGGAUAAUAUGCAAUGUUAAGUCAAUUAUUUUCCUCAUGCUACCACAAUUUUUUUCAACAUUAAUUUUUCAGCUGCUUGAUGGAAUCAUGGAAGGAACAUACAGUGCAGUACGAGACGAGGGAUGGUCUGAUGAUGUUGUCGAGAUGAGUAUGGUGCUCAUACUGUUAUCAUUUUGUAUUCAGAAUCUUUGAUGUUAAAUGGUGGGGUGUUAAUGCAGCCCUCGAUAAAAAAUGGAGAUUAUACUACCAUAGUUAGCUCCACUGUAGAAAGUAACAUAACCAGCCUGAAGUAGGUGUAUAUCUAUUACUCUUUAAUAGUACAUAAGCUUUUGAACCUAGUAAGUCAUUGCUUCAGAGUUAUGCCUGCUUAGAUUAAUGGUUGCUAUGCUAACAAGAUACAGUGAAAAAUUACUUUGUUUCGAAUACAGUAAGUAUAUGACCUUAUAUAAUGGUUUAUGAUUAGAAUUAGCAAGGUCCCUUUACCCUCUUAAUGUGUUUACACUUCCUCUGAUGAAAUAAUAUGCUGUCUAUGAACCUUAACAAUCGUCAUCUUAGCUAAACAAAAAAGGAACAAGGCCCACCAGAUUUGUUCGUAGUGCACAUUGUUUUUUCUACAAAAUAUUGGAGUAUCUGGAUCACAAAUCUGACCUGUAAAAAUGUUCAAACUUAUUGAUAUUUUAUUCCUGAAAUUUUAAAAACAAUGAAUACAAUUUUUUAACUUAACCUGGCUUCAUGUUUUUUGUCCUGUGAAUAAAAACAAAGCUUCACUACAAGGCGAUUUUCUGGUGAAUGAAUUAAACUCAAGGUCUCUAGCAAAGGAAUCAAGUUUUUCACAACUUGUGAUUUUGAACAUCAUUUUAUUUAUUGCCAAGGAUCACCAUGACAUCUAUGGUUGUAUGCUCUUCUCAUAUCUUUAUUAUUUUCAAGAUUACUAUAUAGUACAUGAACUACCCUGUUUCAUUGGUUCAGUUUAUCUUCAUUCAUGUUAGGAUUUUCUCUUGGCUUCCUGGUUCUUCUUUUCUCUGGCGAACUUGAACAACUCUAUUAAUGUGUCAGAAAAUAAAGUCUUCCUGUACAAAUCUACAUAUGUGUAAUCAGGUAUGCUAUAUAUCACCUUUCAUUCUUUUCCAAUCGUGCUGCUGUAUGACUUCUUUUAAGAACAGAUUAUUCAACUCAGCGGACCUUGAAUAGUUGAAUGUCUGAUAUAACAUCACAAUGACCUUUCUUACUCUGGUUAUAUUUGCCAUUUGUACCACAGUAAGCCACCUCACUUUCUGAUUUCUGAGUCAAAUGCUUUACCUGAUGUCGGGCUCUCUCUUCAGACAUACAUGAAACAGUUCUUCACAAGAUCAUGAUUGUAUACAUAUAAAAAAAAUCUUCUUCUCAUAUCUUAUUUGGCCUCUCUACAGCGUAGUAUGUAAAAAGUUGUCGGCGGUCAGUCACGCCUCUGCCUGCCAGUACUGGUAAAUUCUUACUAGGCAACUAGAUGUGCUUAAUUUGUGUGUCCAGGCCUGAAACUGGACUAGAUAAAAUUGUACCAACUUAUAAUGGUGGAUUCUAAUUAUAGUGAACUAGAUAAGCGGCCUUGGGUGACAUUUUGAGCUCUUGGCUAUUUUCUUUAACUGUCAAGUGUGUAGCAGCCAACAGUGUGAAUUUAUGAUGGUUAUUUAGUUUAUUUGAUUGUACGCUAUGCAGAGCUUUCCUCAUUAAUUCAAUUUUACACAAAAUUGGAAGGCUAUUGUAUUGCUGUGUAAACUGGAGCAAGGCCGUACCAUUUCCAUCUGACAAAACAUCCUGAAUGUCCUGUCUAGUUCUUCCACUCUAACAAGGCCAUACAUAACGGUGUUGUAAGAUGAAAGUCCGGGCAGUAUUUAGCUUUUAAACUUACAGUAUACUGCUCUUACAGUGUUGUGAGAUUGAAGGUCCAAUAUACUACACUUCAACACAGAUCUUUAUCAUUAUUUGAGAAGAAAACUUUUAAUUGGCAGUAGAGUUGUAUCUAGUAAACUUUGGAAUUUCUUGAUUAAUUUUCUGUAUCUAUGACUGCAAUGGUUGCAGCGAUCUAAUUUGCAUGUUUGUGUGUGUUCUUCAGGAAUCAUGAUACUACUUUGCGAUCUGAUUGGUGAAAGGGUAUUUUCUAUGGUUCUCUCAUAUCCGACUGGUCUUUUUCUCUCUAUAAAGUAGCAUUGAAAAUGUUCUUUUAUUUCCUCCGACCUCUCAGAAGCUCACACCUGAAUACCAUGAUAUAUGCCUUUAAGAAAACUCUGUAUGUUCUUUUGAUUUAAACCUAACACCAAACAUUUUAGUUUCUAUACUUCUGUCAGUUAAUGCUGGAAAAAUAUUUGAUUUUUGUUGUCGUACUAGUUGCCUUUGUGUGCUCAUACGGAAAUACUAGAUCCUAUGAUGUCAAAAAUUUAUAGACUGUGGAUGACACUUUUUUCUCGAACGUUGUUCCUAUUGUCUUAUGUGCAGUUUUUUCAGAGUUUGAUGAGUCUUCACUUUCAGGAAACUAAACUUAAUAUUAGAGGCAAUCACACCAUGCCGUUACGGGUUUAAUUAUUUGUCCAGACCUGAAACUGUUGUCAUGCUUUCCAGGAAGGGCAACUAGAUGUGCUUAAUUCAUGUACCCAGGCUUGAAACUGCGGACAUUUUUUAGCUUUUUAUUAAAUCGAAUAUUCACUCGAUGCCUUGAAGGGAAAUUUGUCGAGAAAAUGUUGGGCAGUGCAUCUUUGUAGAUUCUGAGUAUCGUAAUGUAAUGGAUAUAAUGUUUUCUAAUACGUGACUUGUGAUUUGAUGUCUUCCUGUCCAGGUUGAAAAUGUUCCUGUAAGAUUUGUUAAGACACGUUGCCGUAAGCAUAUGUCGUGAGCUCACACAGAAGAACUUACAGGCUUUACUCUUUGUGUUUGUUACAUCUUGUACUGUCGGAUGUCUAGAGACUACAUAUGCUAAAUUAUGAGGGAAGUCUUCAUGUGUAAUCAGUGAAUUGCAUACAUUGUAAAAUGUUUGAUGAUCAGACUUUAUAAUAUAUAUGCGAUGUGCAUCU